CUGGAGCAGCGGAGCGGAGCGGCUGACAGAGACACGCAGUCCUCAUCAGCAAAAUGAGGCGGAUUUAGCUCAAUGUUUCCCCAAACUGGAUGUUUAAAGACUGAACCUCCUCGUCUGCCGUAGACCAGCGCGGAGAUCUGACUUUAUUCCAUCAAUGAGAUAUGCGGAGUGGCUCUACCGCCCGGUGGUAACGCAGAAAAACACAAGAUGAAGAAGCAGUUCAACCGAAUGAGACAGCUCGCCAACCAAACAGUGGGCAGGGCUGAAAAAACAGAAGUAUUAAGUGAAGACCUGCUGCAGGUGGAGAAACGUCUGGAGCUGGUCAAGCAGGUUUCCCACAGCACACACAAGAAGCUGACCGCCUGUCUGCAGGGCCAGCAGGGCGUGGACGUGGACAAGAAGUCUGUCAGGUCGCCCUCGAAGAAGCUUCCUCUCACAACACUCGCACAAUGUAUGGUGGAGGGGGCGGCUGUGCUCGGAGACGAGUCUCUGUUAGGGAAGAUGCUGAAGCUCUGCGGCGAGACGCAGGACAGACUCGCUCAGGAGCUCAUCUUGUUCGAGCUCACCAUCGAGAGGGACAUCAUCGAGCCUCUGUACGACCUCGCAGAGGUGGAAAUCCCAAACAUCCAGAAACAAAGGAAACAUUUAGCGAAACUGGUCCUGGACAUGGACUCUGCACGCACACGGUAUUAUCAGUCCACCAAGUCUUCAGGACUGUCCAGCAACCUGCAGCCGACAGGAGCCAAGGCCGACCACCUCAGGGAAGAGAUGGAGGAGGCGGCCAACCGCAUGGAGAUCUGUCGAGAUCAGCUAUCAGCAGACAUGUACAGUUUUGUGGCCAAAGAAAUUGACUAUGCAAGCUACUUCCAGACACUGAUAGAAGUCCAGGCAGAGUAUCACAGGAAGUCGUUAGAGCUGCUUCAGAGCGUCCUGCCUCAGAUCAAAGCUCAUCAGGAGACCUGGGUGGAGAAGCCGUGCUACGGGAAGCCAUUAGAGGAGCACUUAGCGCUCAGCGGGAGAGAUAUUGCCUUUCCCAUCGAGGCCUGUGUCACCAUGCUGCUGGAAUGUGGCAUGCAGGAGGAGGGUUUGUUCAGAGUCGCUCCUUCGGCCUCCAAACUGAAGAAGCUGAAGGCGUCCUUGGACUGUGGGGUGCUGGAUGUCCAGGAGUACUCUGCAGACCCACACGCAAUCGCAGGUGCUCUGAAGUCGUACCUGCGGGAGCUCCCUGAGCCGUUGAUGACAUAUGAACUCUACAACGACUGGAUCCAGGCCUCCAACAUUCAGGAUCAAGACAAGAGACUGCAGGCUCUGCUCAGCGCCUGUGAGAAACUACCCCCCGCCAACAACAACAACUUCAAGUAUUUGAUCAAAUUCCUCUCCAAACUGACCGAAUACCAGGAUGUGAACAAGAUGACGCCUGGAAACAUUGCUAUCGUCCUCGGGCCGAACCUGCUGUGGAUGCACAACGAGGGCAACAUCACAGAGAUGAUGACCACGGUUUCCCUGCAGAUCGUCGGCAUCAUCGAACCCAUCAUCCAGCACGCCGACUGGUUCUUCCCCGGAGAGAUCGAGUUCAACGUCACAGGGAACUACGGGAGCCCCGUCCACACCAACCACAACGCCAACUACAGCUCCAUGCCGUCUCCGGACAUGGAUCAGAUCGACCGGAGGCAGAACGACCAGAGUCGGCGGCCGCUCAGCGUCGCCACGGACAACAUGAUGCUGGAGUUCUAUAAGAAGGACGGUACCCUGAAGAACAAGGAGCUGUCUCCAGUGAUCGGACAGAAGGGAAUCCAGGGAACAGUGACCUCUAGUGGACAGUCGCAGCACUCAGAGCACAGCCCACACACCCUGAGGAGAGCGAAGAAGCUGGCCCCGAUCCCACCUAAAGGCCCGUACUGCCAGACGGGAGCCAUGUCCGACCAGUCGACAGGUCAGCCGUCUCCCGUCAGCCUGUCGCCCACUCCUCCGAGCACCCCCUCCCCGUACGGCUUCAGCUACCCGCAGGGAUACGCCACCAUCGGCUCCCCGGGGCAGAUGGCCCAGAUGGCCACCACCCCGUCCCUCUCCUCUCCGCCCUCGCUGGCCGGGACUCUCACCAAGGCGAGGCCGACCCCCAAGCCGCCCCGGCAGAGGCCCAGCUUACCUCCUCCUCAGCCCCCCACCACGCCCGGCACCAGCCCCCAGCCUCUGGAGCACGCGACAGGUCUCCUGGACGGUUUGUCUCCAGGGGAAAGCAUGUCCACAGAUUCUCUCUGCAACCUGGACAUCCCCAUCAUAAACGUGGAACUGGACGGUAUUUUUGACUUGCCCCACAUCUCCCCCUUCAGGAACUCAGUGGCACUGCUCGAGUCGUCCAGCGCCCGAGCGGAGUCGGAGGAAGAAUCCGAGAGCACAGUGCUAUGACGCCGCUGAGUUCCCCCGCCGGCUGAUUCAAUGAAACUCAACGCUACUGCUGCAUCGUCUGAUCUCAUCGCUACGCCUCACCUGUCCUCCAUCCAGAGGGGUCGACCUGUCAAAGCAAGCUCCUCCAGAAAAUAACAAAAACUACAGGAACAACUCCACAUGCUCACAAUAAUCACAGAGGUGUUGUCAGGGGACUUGAUCAGACACAGUUUUUUUGGCUGGAAACAUAUUUUUUGGUUUUGUUUCUUUUUGCCUUAUUUGAUUCACUUGCAAUAUUGCCUUUAACUCCACACAUGAGACUGGAAACCGGCCGCUGGGAGGAAUGAGCGCUCUUUGCUGCUGCUGCUGCUUCUCAUGAGUGAGUUUCAGAAGGAGGAAGGACACGGUACUGUACACCCGUCCUGCCGUCACCAAGGCUUUCUUCCUCAUUCCCGCGCUGUUUAUCUGCCAUCUCAAGUUGCUCCUCCGGUCCUCAGGGGCGUCAGCUGAAAAUGCCUCGUUCUGGCAUGUGGUGGCAACGACCCCUGAAUCUCUGUUCCACCUGAGCGUUCACUGUGAGUGUGCCAGUAUGUCGUUUUGGAAAGUGUGUGUGUGUGUGUGUUUAUAUGUGUUUGGUAAUUGUACUAUAUGAUGUUGCACUGUUGGUGUCGUGGAGCAUAAACAGGAAUGCAUGUUUUAGACAUUUAGGAAAAUAACUACCAGGUUUGCAAAGAGGUUAAAUGCCCAAAUCGCUCUCUGUAUUUACAUGGCAUUCAAUCAGGAUAUCAGUCACUGAAUAUUUAUUGUUUAUACUGUACAUUUUGAGAAUAUAUGAUACAAUUAACACUAUAUAUCAGAUCAGAUCAUAUUUUGUAUCUACAGCAGAGCUAUAAAAGAACCGUUUCCUCCAGAUAGAAUAUCGCUGAUGUUGUCAGGGAGCUAUUAAAUAUAUGAGAUGAAUAGUUUAUGAAAGGUACAGAGGGGAAAGGUUGGAAGGGCUUCGGCAAAUGCAAAAAGUCUAGUUAGCAUGGAAAUGAAACACAUGUGAUUACACAUGAUCAUUGUGGCAGCAGGUGAAGUUUUAUGGGAUUUUUCAUUUUGUCAAUCAACAAGUCAUUUCAGUGUGAAGAGCGAUAAGCUCAGAGACUACAUACAGUGUGCAGGUUUGGUGCUGCUGUGCCUGAAGUGUGCCACCACAACAUUCGCUUAAAUUCAUAAUUGAGUCCCGCCCACAGAGCAGCAGCUGUUAUGUAUUGGCUAGAGUGCAGCCAAUCAGAGCUCCUGCUGCUGCUCUGUGGGCGGGACUUUAUUUAAAUGUGCCCUGUGGAGUUUUGUUGUAAACGAACAAAGUUCUUCUUACAUUUGGUGUUUCUCACCCAAACAUUUGGUGUAAAUUUAUUUUGAAUUGUGCGUCGUUUACGUCCGCGUCUGCCGGCUCGCCGUCCUCUUCUUCUCUGCCUUUACGGGCUCAUUGCUGAACUUCCCCGCGCGCUACUGCCACCAGCUGUGGUUCAGCGGAAUGACAUGAUGUAGUUUUUGUCCCACCUGGCCUCCAUCGCUCCUGUCACGUUCACCCUGAGCGGUGCUUGUUUGUAGCUGUCGGCUAAAGGCUCCACCGUGUCCGCCGGCUGGUGGUCUGGUUCUGGGCAGGUGGGUUUGUGAGAGCUGGACAUACACUUGUGUUGGCUUGGCUGGACUCGGACUCACACAUUACAGCUUGACGCGCUUGUCUUGAGUCCGUCUUUAGUGCUGUACUGCUGGGAGCCAGCUACUUACCAUCAGACCGGUAUGAUUCAGCUGAUGACGACAUGAAAUGGCGCAUCUGUUAUGUCUCAAUAAGAGCAGAGGCUACGUUAAAUUAAAUGUCCCUGAAUGAUGAAGGAGCCCAUUUGCUUGUUUUGACCUGACUCCAGAGAGACGGUCCAUCACAGGCGCGGCUGGUGGACUAAUGGAAACGCGACAGCGUCCAAAAGUGCCAACAGAAAAACCCACAACAUAGCGCAGCUGUGAGCCUGAUAACAAAACACAAGCUGAAGGAUGCUAAAUGAUUAAAAAACAUCAGUUAUACUGUAGCUGCUUUAGGUUUCAUAGUGUAUACAUCAUAUGCAUAUUUCUAAUAGUUUGUAUUAUAAUGAAGCAGGUAAAAAUAAAAGUUGCUCCGAUGGCACACUUCACUCUCCAUAAACCAGAUUUUGUCCUCCUGCUCUGAGGUGAUACAACAUGUGAUCACAUCCUGUCAAAGAACUGAAAACAGUCACAGUCCCAGAAAAAAGGUGCUAUUUUUAUCAGAAAACAACCAAACUGCAGCCCCAGUGGAAAAAUAAGCACACUCCUUUUUCUGACGGCGCACUUUCAGCUUCACCCACCCCCUCAUUGCAGUUUCAGGAUCUCUGUCUGACGAUGCUGAUAUUUUUGGUCUGUGUUAAUGAACCAGAGGCAAGUGCAAAGAUAUGUGUAUAUGUGUUUAUUUUGAUGAGAGUAUUUAUACAGAUAUAUUUCUGAAUACUUUUUACGAGGUGUGAAGAGUUGUGAUUGUUUCCACGACACGUGAAUCUCAUCCGAGGAUUAAAAAAAGCAUCGAAACACGGGACCAGAAUUUCCCUGCUGUCGUAUCAAAACCUUCAGAGAAAACUAGGAAAUCAAUAAAACUGGAGUGAAAAGGUUUGUGUACGACAGCAGCAGUUUGUUAUUUGCCUUUGGGGGGGGGGGCUUCCUUUUCGUCCUGAGAACAUUCACCACGCAGGCUCAAAGUCACUGUGCUGCUCGGCCGUCCUCCCCCCCUGAAGAGGACCUGUGUAAAUACUGGAGAGUCUGUACAAACAUGUUCUGUAUAUACUGCCGGGGGAGCAAUUUAAAUACAUAGAGAUAUAUACAAAUGCUAUAAAUGACGACGGACAUUAUAACAUUAUACUGGACAGAUGAUAUUAUAAUGUUCUGGUUCGAGCACAAUAUUCACAUUCAAACAUGGAGUAGACGUCACACAGUGCAGCAGCUCUCAGGGCGCUGUCGUAGGCUCAAGGUUAAAUCUAGUUUGUAGAUUUUAUAAACAGAAACUGCUCAUCGUGCUCGUGCUACAGAAGAAUUAACCUCUUGACUCCAGGAGGGUUUGAGAAACUGCUGAAUCUCUGGCUUUUAGUUUGACUGUUGGACAGAAGGUUUCACUUCGUGACUGAAUGCAAAGAUCUACACAGUUCAUGUCCCCCAUGUUAGAUAUUAGAUCUAUAUUUGAAAACGUUUUCACAAGCAGAAAAACUACAGAAUCAAAGAGAAAAAGGUUUUUUACAAUUUAGGGCUGCAAGAAACAAAUAUUUUCAUUCUCAGUUGAUCUGCUGAUUAUUUUCUUCAUCGUUUGGUCCAUAAAUAUUGAAAAAGCCCAAAGUGAUGUUCGUAUUGUCUGAGUAAUAACUACAGUCUGUAGUUUGUGUGUUUACUCUCCUGUUAGACAAAGAAAAGCAGGACGUCCUCAUGAUAUCGACGCUGAAACAAGAUGUGAAAAAUAUCAAAACAGCUGCUGAUUAAUUUCUGUUAAUCCAUCGAUCUACUAACUGAUCAACUCCAAUUCAGAUCAAUUACUGGGUUCUGAGGUCAAAUCAAUACAGCAUGAGAUAUGAUCACCAGUAUUUAUAAUUCUCAUAUUUAAAGAGAAACGUAACGCUGACCUCAGAACAGUGAAAACGUGUCUGUGCUGAGCUGAAAGCUCUAUCCCGUCUUUGCCUGGUUUCUGUUCCAAUGUGCUGCUCUUUGUUUUGUACUGAAGGGUUUCAAACUAAAGCUUGUACAUACAGUGUUCAAAUACAACUUUAUUAACAGUAGCCUGUCGGGCAGAGACAGUGGACGACAGCCUUUCCGAGCAUGCCCUGUGAGCACUGAAGGCCUUUUUUACAUGGAUAGGUGGAAUGUACCGGUGAUAGACGACGUUCACCUCGUAGGUCGAGCUGAAGGUGGACUGUGUGUGUUGUGGACAUAGUUUCAAGUAAAAGAGGGUGAAGGGGGGGGGGGGUGAUUCGACAUUGUCCUGUGUGAAACUCAGCAGCAUGCUUUCUAACCAUGCCUAUGAAAUAUGUCUCAUCUUUGCUCCUAUAUAAAUGUGCUUGUAUUUAUUUUUUAUAAGUGAAUAGACCGACCUUUAUAAAAGAAGAAUACUUCAGUGGUGCCCUUGACUUCUUUUAGUUGAUUGAAACAUUCAUGAUUUACUGUUUGUUCUCGCCUUGUUUCCUCUGUGUUCCGCUGGUAAAGUACGUUCCACCAUUUUUAUCUAGAACAAAUAAGUGAAGCACAUCCAGCCUCUGUCUGGAAAUCCAAAUCUUCAGCUAACACGAUCAGAGAGAAGACGGUUUGUGGCCAGAACACUGAACCUUCAGAGGACUCAGAGUUCCUGUGGCCUUACACUGAAAUCACGCAGAGAGAAACAGGAAGUGCUGCAUACAGGUCUGAUUUGUUGCUAGGUUACACUGUGGUGCAUGCAGCUAAUACAUCUUCAGUCAUCCUUUUUUUUUUUUUUUGCUCAAGUUCAAGUUCCAAGUAACGGGGGCCAAAACAAAAAGGGAACACGUGACUGAUCGAGGAAUCUCUGGAGUUCUUUGUGUCAAACUGUGGUGACGCAGCGGAGCUAAAGAGGAAAUGCCUUUUCCUGGACGCUCUAUCUCCCGGUCACCGAGUGGAACACAGUGUACAGUACGAUAAAAAUAAAAUGAACCUCAUCCGAAUGUUGAAACUAUUAAAAAUGUUUUUCUAUUACUUGGA
Molecule: messenger RNA, 7128 nt
Organism: Chelmon rostratus (copperband butterflyfish)
Lineage: Eukaryota; Metazoa; Chordata; Actinopteri; Chaetodontiformes; Chaetodontidae
Product: rho GTPase-activating protein 44-like
Exons: 19
Coding region: 208-2406 (732 amino acids)
Biological process (GO): neurotransmitter receptor transport, endosome to postsynaptic membrane; regulation of actin cytoskeleton organization; signal transduction
Cellular component (GO): leading edge membrane; cytoplasm; intracellular anatomical structure
Molecular function (GO): GTPase activator activity; protein binding
Source: RefSeq, a predicted model, not a curated record